Molecule: messenger RNA, 3288 nt
Organism: Octopus bimaculoides (California two-spot octopus)
Lineage: Eukaryota; Metazoa; Mollusca; Cephalopoda; Octopoda; Octopodidae
Product: protein sel-1 homolog 1
Biological process (GO): ERAD pathway
Cellular component (GO): endoplasmic reticulum membrane
Molecular function (GO): protein binding
Source: RefSeq, a predicted model, not a curated record
GAAUAAAUUUAUUUAGAACGGAAGUUGGAGCGAGUGUAUUUCCAGCUGUUGAAAAGCAUCAGCUAAUUUAACGAAUUUGAGGUAUGCUUGAUCGGCACCCUAGUGACAGCUUUAGAUAAAAAAAAAAUACAUACGAAUACCUUGAGUAAAUUUUAUUACUUUCGGAAAAUAUUAAAAUCGAAGAAACGGGGGAAAAUACAUGGAAAGCAUGUAGAAAGAAAGAAGACACAUAAAAAGGAAAAAUUUCAGAGAAAUAUUCAUUUACAAUGGCGAUGAUGUUCACCGGCGGAACAUAAAAGUGGUUAUUACGUGGCAUGCUAGGAGAAAAACACGAGAAGAAACGUUAUUAGAUGAUACUGUUCAAUCGGGUAACAUCAGAAGUGUUAUCAUUACCUUUGGUUACUGUUAAAGGAAACUAAAGAACUUCUUUUCUAAGAAUUUCCCGUGAAAUUACACAGGUUGUAAUUGAUUUGCUCAUCAAUAAAAAAUGCAUCUGAAACAGCUGUAGAGAACCUCAGCCCAUUUGCAUUUUCAUUUAUAUUACACCACACUUGGAACCUUCCCUGCAUUGGAUCUUGAGCCUACAGUGGACCACGGACUGCAUGCUGGAAUAUACUCAUGUGAUUUUACGUAUACAUUGAGUGUACUUGGUCAAUACUUGUGGAUGUAUGUGUGACUGGAAGGACAAAUUCCUAUAUGCUCUAAGUUCCUGAUUUUCCCAGCUGAUACAAUGUUAAAAACCAGUUUACGUUUCAAGUGUUUCCUUGGCACAGUUUUAUAUAUUGUGCUUUGUGAAAUUAUUGUUUGUGCAGAUAAUGCACAUAGACAUCUUCAUCAAGAUGAACAGUUACACACUCCUGCAGAAUCUAAGAAUUCAGAAAACGUUAAACCAGAAGUAGAUGAAGGUGAAAAACAAAACCAAAAAUUUGAACAAAAUACAUUUUUUGAAGAUAAAGAAGCUAAUUUAAAUACAAUUCAUGAACAAGAUUCUCAUAAUAGUCAUAAUAACCCUCAAAAUACAAAAGACUAUGAAGAUAUUAUUGCUCAUCAGAACUCAUUAGGCCAAAAAGAUUUAGAUCAACAAGAACCAGAUCAACAAGAAAUAUCAGACCACCAGAACACAGCUGUUCAUAAAGAAUUUGAAAUCUUUCAAGAUUCCCAACUUCCCUUAGAUAACCAAGAAUUUCGUUCUGAGUUCAAUCCAGACUCUGAAACACUGCAUGAAACUGUAGUUAAUCAACAAAAUCAAGAUACCAAUGAAAUUUCACGUAAUAUAGAAGAUGAACCGUCCAAUGAAGCUUUAAAUAUAGCAGAUCUCAAUUCAGAUGUUGAUUCAGCUAAUUUUCCUGAUACAGAUCACACAGCUGAUGCCGUGAAUUCUAAAGGGGAGGAAAUGAAGGAAGCUGAACUUACUCCGCUGGAAAUAAAAGCUAAUGAACUUUAUGAACAAGGAGAAGUCUUGAUUAACAAUACUUACCAUAAGAAUUAUAGAGCAGCCUAUGUCUUUUUCAAAGCUGCUGCUCAACUGAACCAUACAAAAGCACUUGAAUACAUAGGUUUUGGGCACUUCUUUGGUGAUCAUUGUAAUCAGAAUUUUACAAAAGCCAAAGAAAUUUUUGAAGAUUUGUCCAAUAGAGGGUCUGCCCGAGGUCAACUUGGUCUUGGUUUGUUGUUCAGUAUUGGCAUGUCUGUGAAUUCCAGUCAAGCUAGGACUAUUGUCUAUUUGACAUUUGCAGCCCUUGGAGGAGACCCAUUGGCACAAAUGGCAUUGGGUUACCGGUAUUGGGCAGGUAUUGGUGUGGAAAUGAAAUGUGAAUCAGCACUAACUUAUUAUCGCAAAGUAGCAACACUUGUGUCUAAUAUGGUGUCUGUGUCUGGUGGACCUGUAAUCCAGAGAAUUCGCUUGCAAGAAGAAGUAGAAAAUACCCAUUCUAAUUCAGGGCUUCUAGAUGAUGAUCUUCUUCAAUACUAUCAUUUUCUUGCUGACAAAGGAGAUAUGCAAGCUCAGGUUGUACUUGGACAACUGUAUUAUCAAGGUGGUCGAGGAGUUGAAAUCAACCAUGAGCGUGCUUUGCACUACUUUCUUAUGGCUGCUGAAUCAGGAAAUGCUUUAGCUUUGGCAUUUCUUGGAAAGAUGUAUUCAGAAGGUAGUCCUGUAGUAAAGCAAAACAAUGAAACUGCUAUAAGUUACUUCAAAAAAGCUGCUGAAAAAGGCAAUGCAGUUGGACAGUGUGGAUUAGGACUGAUGUAUCUUCGAGGACAAGGUGUUGAAAAGGAUUACAUUAAUGCCUUAAAGUAUUUCACUUUGGCUGCUGAACAAGGCUGGGCUGAAGGUCAACUGCAGCUAGGAAUUAUGCAUUAUAGUGGUUUAGGAGUUCGAAGGGACUACAAACUUGCUGUGAAAUAUUUCAACUUGGCCUCUCAAGGUGGUCAUAUCCUUGCAUUUUACAAUCUAGCACAAAUGCAUGCUACAGGCACUGGAGUUUUGAGCAACUGUCACAUGGCAGUAGAGUUAUUCAAAAAUGUAGCAGAACGUGGACGUUGGAGUGAGAUGCUGAUGGAAGCACAUUCAUUAUAUCGAGAGGGUAAUGUUGAAGCUGCACUCAUCAAAUAUACUUUUUUGGCUGAGCUUGGUUAUGAAGUAGCACAAUCCAAUGUAGCAUAUAUUUUGGAUCAAGGUGAAAGUAUGAUGUUUUUAAAGCAAGAAACCAAUAAACGUGCUCUCUUGCAGUGGACUCGAGCUGCUUCCCAAGGAUCUACAAUUGCUCGGGUGAAAAUGGGAGAUUAUCAUUAUUAUGGAUUUGGCACAUCUGUAGAUUACGAAGUGGCAGCUAGUCAUUAUCGCGUUGCAUCAGAACAACACCACAAUGCACAAGCAAUGUUCAACCUUGGUUACAUGCAUGAGAAGGGGCUUGGUAUGAAACAGGAUGUUCAUCUUGCUAAACGUUUUUAUGAUAUGGCUGCUGAAACAAGUACUGAAGCACAGGUUCCAGUAACACUUGCCCUCCUGAAGUUAGGACUUUUUUAUGGUGUUGAUGUGUUUAGUAAAGAAAUGGAAUUCUACAAGGAUUUUCUAAAAAAACUAAAUCCUCAAUUGUAUUUAGGCCCAGACUGGGAUCUUUAUGUAAUAACAUUUCUUGCUGUUUUACUAGGGCUGGUCAUUUUGUUACGACGACAAAUGGGACAAGCAGCAUAACGUUGCUUUUGCUCACGUCUUUUCUAUAUGAUGGACAAAAUUUAUUUGAGGAUAUUGUAAAUAUAUGUGUAAAUAAAUUUUUCGAUAAAGUU